Molecule: messenger RNA, 1209 nt
Organism: Bactrocera oleae (olive fruit fly)
Lineage: Eukaryota; Metazoa; Arthropoda; Insecta; Diptera; Tephritidae
Product: endonuclease G, mitochondrial
Biological process (GO): apoptotic DNA fragmentation
Cellular component (GO): nucleus; mitochondrial inner membrane
Molecular function (GO): nucleic acid binding; single-stranded DNA endonuclease activity; RNA endonuclease activity
Source: RefSeq, a predicted model, not a curated record
AAACUUCAAAAAUUAAAAGUAAAUUGUGUUUUAAAAUUAGAAAAAAACUACGACUAGUUUUGGCUAGCUAUCAACAAAAGCCAUUUAAAAAAUAUAAUUUAUGAGUACAUAUGUAUUCGUACUUAAUAUAAAUGUAAAAUAAAUAUAUAACGGCAGCAUGCCUUUCUUUGGUGUUGGUUUAAUACUAUUAGCACUCACCGGCAGCAGCUUUUUCGUACUGGGCGCCUACUAUCAGCACCAUGACUUCUGGCACAAGCUACAACAGCUCAUACAACAGGAUCCCUACGCGUUCUAUAUACGCGAAAAAUUAUAUGACGCGCUGCCACUUUUAAAUCUUAACUGUCGGGAGCAGUCAGUCGGUGCCAGUUCGCGUAUGUCAGAGAUCAUGAAGUACGGCUUCCCUGGUCUGGACGAUAUACGUGUCUAUUCAGAUUUUGUACUCUCUUAUGAUCGACGCAAUCGAGUUGCACACUGGGUUUACGAGCAUUUACGUGCACCCUGUGUCCAAUCUAAUGGUAGUGGGGCUAGUCGCCAUGAAGCUAAUUAUCAACCCGAUAUGAGUGUACCUUCCAACUUUCGAUCUGAUGUAACUGAUUAUAAAAAUUCUGGUUUCGAUCGCGGCCAUUUGGCUGCAGCAGGCAAUCAUAAAUGUCAUCAGACACAUUGCAACGAGACAUUUUAUUUGACAAAUAUUGCGCCACAAGUUGGAAAGGGUUUCAAUCGUGAUGCAUGGAAUAAUUUGGAAAUUUAUGUACGCGAGUUAACAGAACGCUACGGUUCUGUUUAUGUUUGUACCGGACCGCUAUAUAAGCCAAAGCGUCAAAUGUCUGGUUUUACAGAAGUAGAGAAUAGCGGAAGGACAAACGAAAAGUGGUGUGUGGAAUAUGAGGUUAUUGGUGAAAAUACUGUUGCAGUGCCUACGCAUUUUUUUAAAGUAAUCACUGUGGAAUCGAAAUUACCGGGCGGCCAACCAUAUAUGGAGGCAUACAUAAUGCCAAAUGCGCCUAUUAGUACAAAUACGAAUAUACGAAAUUUUCUAGCUGACAUCAGAGAGAUUGAGCACAUUGCUGGUUUGCAAUUUUUUAAUGGUUUGCGCCGCAGCUUCUUCUUUGGCACUAACUACACUACAACACCGGAAAUAUAUAACAAUUUUCAGUGAUUCAUUUGUCGUGAAAAUAUUUUAUAAAUUAAAUAUAUUAUAUAUUUUAA